This is a messenger RNA of Chanos chanos (milkfish), 1165 nucleotides long. It is a transcript of the gene tsen34, whose product is annotated as TSEN34 tRNA splicing endonuclease subunit. The coding region runs from base 71 to 1042 and encodes 323 amino acids. Gene Ontology annotation, molecular function: nucleic acid binding; tRNA-intron lyase activity. The transcript has 4 exons. The record is from RefSeq and is a predicted model, not a curated record. Lineage: Eukaryota; Metazoa; Chordata; Actinopteri; Gonorynchiformes; Chanidae. Gene Ontology annotation, cellular component: tRNA-intron endonuclease complex. Gene Ontology annotation, biological process: tRNA splicing, via endonucleolytic cleavage and ligation; tRNA-type intron splice site recognition and cleavage.
UCUUGGAACUAAAAGAGAAAAGCAGAGCAUCUCGCUGUAAGUAGGCGAUUCAGCUCUUCACGACAAUGAAAUGGAUUCGUUAUCGCCAGCACAUGCUGCGGACACCUCUCUCUCAGAUGAACAGUUGCCACAACAAAGAAACGGUUUGCGCGGAGAUGAAGCAACGGGAACCGAUAUUUAUGAUAAAACCCGUCCGAGUGGCCAGGUGAUUGGCAUCAGCUUUUGUAGAGACACACCACUGCUGUGGCGGGUAGCUGAGUUGAAAACAGCCCGUGAGGAAUUCGGGGUAAUAGGGUCCCUGGUUGGGUCAUUGGCCAGACAGCCACGGCAGAAUGUACGUUUGGGAAGACCGUUAGAGCUACUGAACGAAGAAGCACAGUUGCUCUCACAGACAGGGAAAGCCGUGGCCUUACGCAAUGUGGAGUCUGAGGAAGAGGAGGGCAACUCGGAAGCUGUGCAGCGUUACCAGGCUUAUCUGGAUCGUAAUUAUGAAGAGCAAAAGGCCUUAGCACUGGAGGACAAGAAAGCAGUCCUGCAGAGAGUCAAAACUGAGAGACACAACUGUAACACUGGUGGUGAAGAUGUAGAAAAAGCAGUACAGAAACGUUUGGACUCUCUGGACAAAAGCUUCUCUUUCCCACGUUCUGCCAUGGCUAUCCAGCUGUGCACAGCUAGGGCAGGCCUAAGUCACUGCCCUGAAGAACGUAGCUUUUUGGCUGCUGAUUGGCCAAUGCCUCAGGAUGCCAGGUCUCAAAUGAGGUUCGGUGUGUUCAGGGAUCUACGGAGACGGGGCUUCUAUCUUAGCUCUGCUGGGAAGUUUGGGGGUGAUUACCUUGUGUAUCCAGGCGAUCCUCUUCGUUUCCACGCACACUUCAUUGCAGUGUGUGUUUCCAUGGAUGCGCAAAUGCAGCUAUACGAUAUUCUGUCUAUAGCACGGCUGGGGUCUAACGUGAAGAAAACAGUUCUGCUGUGCUCACCUGGUAACAGUGAGGAAGAGGAGGAGGUGGUGUACACAUCGCUGCAGUGGAGUGGUAUGGCUUAGAAAUGCAAGCUGUCUCAGAGCUGCGAUGGUUACAGCAAUGACAGUAGUAGCACUCAAAACAAGGACACUCUUCAUCUGUGCCAUGAGAAAAGUGUGUGUGUGUAUUUGUAUGGAGUUAGUGUG